UUUUUUGAAUGAAGUAAUUCAAAAUUCAAGCAAAGGGAAAACUAUUUUUGAAUUUUGAGUUUUUCCAUAAAGUUGAAAUUUAAUUCUAAGUAGACUACUUAAUCAAUAGUAGUUCAAUCAUUUUAUUGCGCUACGUUAACGUUGUACGUACUUUAUUAGUGAAAAUUAUCUGAGCUCAAUUUUGAAGUUUGAGAGCAUAGUGAAAAUUUCAUCUCAUUCAUUCCUUGCUCAUUGACUGGUUUCAUUAGUCAUUAUUUCUUUGCUCUUUCAUGAAGCAGUGGGAUACCGGCAACGUGAAGUGAACAGACGAAAUAUUGUAUGCGUUCAGAUGUUUAAAUUACGCUGUACCUACAUUAUACAUUGAUUAGAACGCGAUUUACUGAUUCAAAUUUCAAAUUCUCAACUUUUUCCUAUCUUCUCUACUUUGCAGAAUUAAUGGAACGAAAUUCAAAACGACGCCAGGUUAAACCCUCGGAAGCCCUUUUGGAUAUAGAUGAUCUUGGAGAGAGCUCAGAUGAUAGUGAUUUUCGUAUCGAAGAUCAUUGUCUUGAAAGCGAUUCAUCUGGUGAUAGUGGGUCAUCAGAUACUUCCGAUGAUGAUACUGAUUCGGACGACGAUGAAUCUGACACGAAAGAAGCUAAAAAACCAGCUGUCAAUAACGACUUGAAAAAUGUACCCGUUAAAACAGUUUUGGAAAAUGUUGAAGUAAACGAAGAUAUUAUCAAAAAUACAUUGGUAUGUUGCGUAUGCUUGGGAGAUCGAAGUGAUGAUUCGAAUGAAAUAAUUGAAUGCGAUGGUUGUGGAAUUACUGUGCACGAAGGCUGCUAUGGAGUUCAAGAUAACGCAAGUUUGUCAUCAACAGUAUCUUCCUGUUCAACCGAACCCUGGUUUUGUGAAGCUUGUCGAGCCGGUGUUACUAAUCCCACUUGCGAAUUAUGUCCAAAUUUUGGAGGAAUUUUCAAAGAGACGGAUGUUGGAAAAUGGGUUCAUUUAGUUUGCGCUUUGUACAUUCCUGGGAUAGCAUUUGGCGAUGUGGAUCGUCUGAGUAGUGUGACAUUAUUCGAAUUGCCAGCAAAUAGAUGGGGCAAUAAACCUUGUCAUCUGUGCCAAGAUCAUAGAUUCGUUAGAACUGGUGUUACAAUUGAAUGUGAUGCUGGAAUGUGUCGAGUUUAUUUUCACGUUACAUGUGGUCAACGAGAGGGAUUAUUAUCCGAAGCAACAUCCGAAGAAGCGGACCAAGCCGAUCCUUUUUAUGCGCAUUGUAGAUUACAUUCUGAUAAAAAUCAAAUAAAAAAACGAAAACGUAAUUGGUUAGCUCUUCAACUACGUACUCAAAAAAUGGCAACGCAAAAAGAACAAGAAUUAGUCGAUGAAACUACUUCUUGGAAACGGAAUCAAAGAAAGUUAUCUAAGUACCAAGUUAAAUACGUUCAAUUGAAAACUACUCGUGCGCCUCCUUGGGUUCCUUUGCAAAAAAGACCACGUCUUUUAACUACCAGUGCUUCAGCUUGUCGAGCUUUAUGGAAUAAAUCUGAAUUAAUGGGCAUUGAUAUAGCAUCUUAUGAAGAUACUGAAGCUCUCAUUACAACCAUACAAGAAAUUCCUAAGAAAUGGAAUAUUCCUCCUGCAUUUAGCGUUGAAUUCAUUGGAUACUUUUUAGACCGAGACGCUAGAGUUAAUCGUUUGAAAAAACAGCUUUCGUAUCACGCUGAAAAUAAAUCCAGACUGACGAAUGAACAGCAAGAGCUGCAGAAAAAAUAUGAUGCUAUGGUGGCUGAGAAUAAUAAAACAGUCGAAUUGAAUAAUUCGUUGAGAAGUACUUUUCAAAAAUUCAAUGACAUUAUUCUCAAAGUGAGACCAAAUGCAAAAUUAAAACACGUUGACGAAUUUGGAAAAAUUACUUCGAGUUCGACGUCAACUCCAAAAAUUCACCAUCCUCUUGCUUCUGCUAAAGGCAGUGUACCCACAGCAGCUGCAUUAAAAGCGGGUGUUGGAUUUCCAUUAAGGUUACCAUCAAAUUCGGCUCAAAGAGAAGAUAAAAUUUCUUUAGAUUUGAAUAACAAAUGCGGUAUCUGCUGUAAAUCGACCGAUCAACAUUUACUAGCCAAAUGUGAUACAUGUGCAAAAUAUUAUCACCUUGGAUGCUUAAAUCCGCCCUUGACCAGAAUGCCGAAGAAAACCAAACUCAUGGGAUGGCAAUGUUCGGAAUGUGAUAAAAACUCUAGUAGUUCAGAUAUCGAACAUGUCGAUACAGAGGCGCCUAGGAAAUUGAGACGUUCGAGUAAAGAACGAGGAGAUUUCAAAAAUGACACGAGUGAAAGCAGCGCCAGAAACUCUUUCGACGCUGGAGAACCGGUAGAAAUAAGGAAAAUAAAAAAACACAAACGCGAAAAACAUCGUCUACGUUACCCCGAUGGUAUUGAAAACAUACAAAUCCCCGUUGAAAAGCAUCACAGUCGUAAACGAAAACAUAGAAGUCCAGAUCAUAGCUCCGAAAACGAGCCUGAGCGACCGAGACAAGGAAUUAAAUUAUUUUACUCGUUACAGAUUAAAUCAGUUCCAAAUUCUAGCGGUCAAGCUAAUUUCGUUGCUACACAAAGUUCUAGUACUUCUACAUUUGUAUCGAAAACCGAAGAAUACGUGAAAACACCUCCAAACUUGAAGAAUAUAGCUGAUAUACCUAUAGCUGUGCCUACUCCCAAAUCGAAACCCAGCAAGUCCCCUUCACCAGAAAAUUGCGAUACAUGUCAAACUGUCGGUACCAAUGCUAACAUGGUCAGAUGCGAUGAAUGCUCUAAAAGUUUCCACUUUACUUGCUUGGAUCCACCGGUGAAAAAAUCGCCGAAAGUACGCGGAUACUCGUGGCAUUGCGCUAAUUGUGAUCCAACUGAAACUGAUUCGGAUUGAACAAUUGCGAAGACAACAGUGGUAUACUACUUCUUUCCGAAGUAUUAUUCAUGGUUUUUUUUUGUCUUUUAAGAAAUUAUUAAAGUGAGACUAGCAGACUACAAUUGUCUACAUGAUUACGUAUAAAAUUUGACUCAAGAUGUUAUUAUAUACUUUUUUCAAUGAUUAUUAUUGUGUACACUUAAGCAUUUGUAUAAAGUAUUGAAUAGACUUGAUUUUGCUUUA
Molecule: messenger RNA, 3132 nt
Organism: Planococcus citri (citrus mealybug)
Lineage: Eukaryota; Metazoa; Arthropoda; Insecta; Hemiptera; Pseudococcidae
Product: PHD finger protein 14
Exons: 18
Coding region: 436-2907 (823 amino acids)
Biological process (GO): regulation of transcription by RNA polymerase II
Source: RefSeq, a predicted model, not a curated record